AUGGCGCAACUCACCUUCGAUCCUCUCGCUCCUCCACAAACAUCCAAACCGACAGACCCACUAGUCGACUUGGAUCGCCUCCUCGGCCGUCUCCGGCAGACCAUCCUUCGAGCUGAUGCAGAACGGGAACGGAGGCUCAGGACCAGUGAAUUCGAGCGCGAGAAAGUCACCGUCAACAUCGACUACGCGCGACUGCUACUCACGAGGCUGCAGCAAGAUGCGCUUGGCAUCAAAGUACAUGCAAGGAGGCAGGAGAUACAGGCCGACCUCAACCGGAAGCGAGAUCUCCUAGAACAGGUGACGGAAAGGAUGAGGGACCUGGAAGAGCUGAGCGCGCACGCCGUCGACGACGAUGACGAUGUAAGCUCCGAGGAAGACGACAUCUUGAGCGAGAUAAUUGCGACCCCUAGUCAGAGCAUGGACUCCAGGUCGACUGGUUUGCCUGAGCACGAUACGGGAGGAGACGAUCAACCAGGCGUAACAGAAGCGCUGCAGGAUGGGGCGAACGGGCGCAUUGUGGAGACCCUAGAGGAGGUAAUAUCAGAGAAACCGGACACACUCACGUCACAUACUCUCCGGCCGAGGGGCCAACAGCCUGCUUCGUCAGACACAGAGAAGGGGUUGGACACAGCACAAACCACAGGCGCCACCACGCAAAGAUCUCUGUUACUGGGUGACCGCUCUGUAGAAGUGUCCGAUCUUGCCACGACGGAAGCUAUACUCGACCGCGAGCGAAGAGAACAGGAAAAGAUCACGGAGGCGAUGAGCAAGAUCACUAAGGAGUUGAAGUUGUCAUCUCUCAGAUUCAGCGAGGCUCUCGAGGAGGACAAGGAGAUGACCGAGCUGGCCGGAAAGGGGCUUAGCAAGAACGAGCUUGGCCUUGAGGCGGCGGCGAGGAGAAUGGGCGCCCUAACGCGAAUGACGGAAGGGAAGGGCUGGUGGGGACGAGUUAUACUGUACGCAUGGAUUUACGGACUCAUGGUCGUGCUGGUGCUGGUCGUUUUUGUGCUGCCAAAGCUGCGAUUCUGA
Molecule: messenger RNA, 1029 nt
Organism: Diaporthe amygdali
Lineage: Eukaryota; Fungi; Ascomycota; Sordariomycetes; Diaporthales; Diaporthaceae
Product: synaptobrevin
Exons: 2
Coding region: 1-1029 (342 amino acids)
Biological process (GO): retrograde vesicle-mediated transport, Golgi to endoplasmic reticulum
Cellular component (GO): endoplasmic reticulum; SNARE complex
Molecular function (GO): SNAP receptor activity
Source: RefSeq, a predicted model, not a curated record